Messenger RNA from Anastrepha ludens (Mexican fruit fly), 5350 nucleotides. RefSeq names its product cytochrome P450 4d1 (gene Cyp4d1). The record is from RefSeq and is a predicted model, not a curated record. The coding region runs from base 71 to 1612 and encodes 513 amino acids. Gene Ontology annotation, molecular function: iron ion binding; oxidoreductase activity, acting on paired donors, with incorporation or reduction of molecular oxygen; heme binding. NCBI's taxonomy places the organism in Eukaryota, Metazoa, Arthropoda, Insecta, Diptera, Tephritidae. The transcript is spliced from 4 exons.
UGCACUUAACAAAUAUUUGCAUUCUACUGGAUCCAUCUAUCUAUGUAAAGGCUUAAUCAGUCUUACUAAAAUGUUUCUGAUGAUCGGUUUGCUCGUAACUGCGACAGUACUCACCGCCGCUGCACUCAUCUACAAAUUGAAAUAUAAAUAUUUGAUCGAUGUGACAAGAGACAUACCAUCAGCACCCGCAUUACCCAUUCUAGGGCAUGCACACUACUUUAUCAAUAAGCCAGCGCAUGCCAUCGAAGAAACAUUUCGUGAAUUCUUUAACAUUUAUGGCAAUACGACAAAGGUGUGGUUGGGCCCUGAACUAUAUAUUUUGUUCUCUGAUGUAAAGGAUAUAGAAGCGGUUUUGAGUUCAAUGGUAUUAAUUGAAAAGGCGGACGUGUAUAAAGCGUUGGAGCCAUGGCUACAGGAAGGUUUACUCGUGAGUCGUGGACGCAAGUGGCACAAGCGUCGAAAGGUUAUAACACCGGCAUUUCAUUUUAAAGUCUUGGAACAUUUUAUUGAAGGGUUCGAGCGUGAAUCGCGUGUUUUGGUGGCCAAUUUGGAGCGCGAGCGGCAAAUACAAGGCAGUAAAGGAAUCAAUUUCGAUAUUUGGAUGAAUUUGUACACGCUAGAUACGAUUUGUGAAACUGCCAUGGGCGUGUCAGUGCAUGCGCAAACCCACACCGAUUCGGAGUAUGUGCAAGCGGUAAAAACCAUCUCCACCGUCACGCAUAAGCGCAUGUUCGACAUCAUCUAUCGCUUUGAUUUCACUUAUCAGUUCACCGCACUGGCACGCGAAGAGAAACGAGCAUUGGCCGUCCUGCAUGGCUUCACCGAGCGCAUUAUCAUGCAACGACGCGAAGAGUUGCUGCGUGCGCAAAACGAUGUUGGUGUUGCCGACGUCGGUGCCGAUAACGACAACGAUGUGGGUGUGAAAGGCAAACAAGCAUUUCUCGAUAUACUACUGCACUCGCUGAUCGAUGGCAAGCCAUUGAGUAAUUUGGAUAUACGCGAAGAGGUGGACACAUUCAUGUUCGAGGGACACGACACCACCUCUUCGGCAAUAAUUUUUUUCUUCUACAACAUAGCGACCUAUCCGGAAUGUCAGAGGAAAUGUUUCGCAGAGAUUGUAGACGUUUUUGGCAAGGAUAAAACUAAGCCUGUAACCCAUGAGGCGCUUAAUAGGUUAAACUAUGUGGAAUUGUGCAUUAAGGAGACGUUGCGUAUGUUCCCCUCAGUGCCGCUUUUGGGACGUAAAGUCACGAAGGAAUGUGAAAUAAAUGGUAAAAUUAUACCCGCUGGUGCUAAUAUCGGUAUUUCGCCACUUUACCUGGGACGUAAGGAGAAUAUCUUUCCCGAAGCGAACACGUUUAAACCAGAACGAUUUGAUACUUCAAACGAUUCAAAGAAAAUUAAUCCCUACAGCUUUAUACCAUUCUCGGCUGGUCCGCGUAACUGCAUCGGUCAACGCUUCGCCAUAUUGGAGGUGAAGAGCGUUGUGGCAAAUGUACUGCGUCAUUUUGAAGUCGAGUAUGAAAGCGGAAAUGAGCCGAUACUUCUUGCCGAGUUGAUAUUGCGCAACAAAGAUCCAUUGAUGUUCAGACUAAAGCCAAGAGAAUAUUAACUAUAGAGGAAGAUAGAGUGGGAGGGGAAGAAAUGCAACCUAGGCGUACACAAAUGCUUUGCAUCCUUUAUUGGACAUAACAUCGAUACAUCAAUUUUCACUGAAUCCAGACACACAGCCAUAAUUAAAUUCACUGAUAGGCUCGUCACAAUGGGUCCGUUUCGUCCGUUACGGCAACGAAUUUGACUAACAUUUUGCUGUCAUGGGUGGGCCAUGUAAAAUUUGCUUUUUGAAUCGGCUAUAAAAAAAAACUAAUCAAUAGUUUUUCAAACUUUUUUUUAUUUUGAAGACUGAACAUUGUCAUUUAUGAAUGAAAAAUAAUAUCGUUCAAAUGACUGCCACGACUGGCUUUACAGUAGGCCAUUCGAUCAACCCAAUUUUUAAGCACAUUUUCGAUUGUUUGGGCUCCAAUUUUAUGAAUGGCAACUUCGAUUUCGUCUCUGGAUGGUUCGCAUAGCAUUUGUCCUUAACGGCUCCCCACAAAAAAUAGUCCAACAGGCUUAAAUCACAGCUCCGAGGCGGCCAAUUGAUAUCGGAAUUUCGGCUGAUUAUUCGGUUUUCAAAAACGCUAGCCAAAAGUUCGAACGUAACUUUGGCAGUGUGACAAGUUGCACCGUCCUGUUGAAACCAAAGGUCGUCCAUGUCAUCCUCUUCAAUUUUUGGAAACAACUCGUUGAGCAUGUCACGGUAACGCCCGCCAUUUACUGUAACCGCGGCUCCUCGCUCAUUUUCGAAAAAAAUGGCCUGAUGAUGCCGCCAGACCAAAAACCGCACCAAACAGUGACUCGUUGUGGAUGCAUUUGCUUCUCUACAGUAACGUAUGGUUUUUCUGAGCCCCAAAUCCGACAAUUUUGCUUAUUGACGUAGCCACCGAUGUGAAAAUCAGAAAAGAAGAAGACGACUCACCACUUUGGAAAUAGGUUUUCAAUAUUUCCCAAUUUUGUUCAAGCGUGUAGCGUCCCAUUUCGUAAAUGUCAAACCUUUAAGUACAUAAUGAACAAAUUUGACAUGCCAUUUGUGUUACCAUUCUCAAAAAAAUAGUUGGUUCAAAAAGCAAACGCUAUAUGGCCCACCCUGUAGAUUGUGUGUAUUUGAGUCGAAGCCCCACAUGCAUACAUCAUAUCACUCAAGCUGCCGCAUUGUCUAGUCGAACACGACAAAUUCGCAACAGCAAACGCUUAAUAGAACCGAGAUAAAACACAGCAUUAACCUUUUGGCUCACUUCCAUGUAACGCAAUGAAGAUUUCGGCACUUUUUAUGAAUUCACGCACAGGCCGUUAUGAUUGUAGUCUUGCUGAACUUCUGUGCCUCCUUUGAAUCGUGUAAGCCACUCAAAAGUAGAGGAACGAGAUAAAAACUCAUCACCAUAAACUGUUUGAUGCAUCUCGGACGCCAUUUUACCGAGCUUAAAAUAGAAAUUAAUACUGGUUCUUUGUUCAAAAUUAAUUUUCCGGUCGAUGCUUCAAAAGUACUGUCACAUUACACGCAAUAAAUCAGCUUCUAUCAAACUCAAUGCUUUUUUGAAACAGCAUCCGUGAUGGAUGUAGCUUCAUGCGUUCAAAUCUAAAAGAAUGUGCUACUGGUUACUGAGAUAUGAAGGCAGCCUGGGAACUUUUGUGGCAGACCUUGUAUGCAAAUAAGUAAAUUCUGCAGAGAUUACUGAAGAUAUUUUCCUUUGCCAAUAACAAUUUCAGCAAUUCAUAUACAUAAAUAUUUUCCCUCGAAUAAACAUAUUUCUGCGAGAUCUGCGUAAGCACAAAGGAAUGUUAAAAUCUUACGAGCGCGCUUACCACAUUUCCAUCCGAACAAAUUCAUUUACACUCCCAUCGUAGUAAAUUCCAAAAAAUAAAUAUAUACAUAUACAUACAUAUGUAGUAGAAUAUGUAUAAGUACAUAUGUAUGUAUACGAGUAUGUAUGUAGCGCCGCCGUCUGUAUGUAUAAGUGCAUAGUAUGUAUGUAUGUACGUGCAAUCAAUUCCUCCACUAUGCCAUUGAUGGAAAAAUUGCUACAUUUGUUUUUUGCUAUAAAUUUUCCAUGACCUCCAAUAAAAAACGUAAGAAUAUGCUGAGCUCAAACACUAAACAAGCCAUUUGCGAAAGUAACUACAAACAUAAAAUUCAAUGAUUUCCAUUUUACAUUAUUCACAAGUAAACUAGUAUGAGUGUGGGCGAAAUGUCUAACAAUAAUUAUUAGGAAAAUGAUUUGAUUUGAAAUAGAGUAAAGUUCCAAAAAUAACUUCAAAUAGCUGAGAAUAGUCUAAAAAUAAUAGCAGUGUUCUUCGUCAUCAACCGUUUGUGAUGUCACUCGGCGUUCACCUACACAUAAACAUACCUACGUACAAAUAUACUCUAUAUAAAUAAGAUUUUGCACACCUGCCCAGGGGUUUAAUGCGUGUAAACAAGCAAGUUCAGUGAGUGAAAAUGUUCUACAUUCUAAUUCAUCUACUCGUAUUUAUUUGCAUGUAUGUAGGUAUACGUGCACAUUUCCGAUCACGGCAAUUCCCGGUCAAGAUCAGUGCCAAUAUCAUCACCGGCAACGUCAUGCGCCAUCAAAAGACAAUUGAAGCAAAUAACGUUGGCAUUCCAUUGCGAUGCAUUGUUCGCAUUAGCGGAUACAAGAUGAUCACCAUUGGUAAUACAUACUUACGUGCAUACGAGUACAUACACACAAAUGACGGUGUGAUGAGCGCUCAACCGUUAUGCAUACAUAUACAUACACAAGGUGGCGCAAAAUUAAUUCACCAUUAAUCGUCCAAUUUUGUUUUUGAAUAACUUUAUAAACUAAAAAUCCUGCUUCCAUUCCAGUUCAUUGACAUUUUGAAAUCAUAUCAAAUAACUACUUCAAAGUACAGCAAAAACGGGAGUAAUCGGAAAUGGGGGAAAUAUCGGCCAUAGAUUGAAGAGGCUCGGACUGAUACAGUACUUAUUCCGUGCAAAGUAGCCACAUUUGCUGACGAUACUUGUAUUUUAUAGCCAGACAUACGGCGGCGCUAAUCGGGGGUACCGGCGCGGUAAAUUCUGAUUAAAAUUGUAGUGUGGCAGACGUUUGUUAAGCGGAUUAGUGAACAGCUGAUUUGUUUAUUGGAUAGUUUUGUCAGUAAAAAAUGGAUCGCAGGCAACAAAUACGGGUAUUAGCUGCCCUGAUACUAAAAAGUAAUUGUGUAUAAUAACUAUUUAUUUUAAAAAAAUCGUAUAUUGCUUUUUCUCAAACUGCUCCACAAUAUCAUUUCUUUUUGCCCGCCGUAAAUGAUUUGCGCGUUCUCCCCAGUUGGUUAUGAGCGCCUGCUUGCCAUCUAAAAUUGGAAAAAGGAAUUCUUAAAGUUAAAAAUAAAACGAAAAUGCAAUAAAAUACUUCCCCUUUGUGUUCAUCACAAUGCAUUAUUUUCAGAAUUUUAAUAGUGCAACGAUUGUUUUCAGUCUUUCUUGUUCUUCUCUUUAAAAGCUUUAUUACUUUACAUUCACAAUAGAUAUUUGCUGUCAUUUUUCGACAAUGUUGCCAUCAAAAAUUCGCUUAAUCCGCUUAAAUUAUGAGAUUUAAGUAUAGUUUUCAAUCUGCAUUAGUUGUACUUAAUUCCUGAGAUAAUUCCGAAUGAAAUUGUUAGUCCUGAUUUGAACUUGAAUUUUGUUAGUUGAAAAUUAUUUAUUAGUUUUUAACUAAGUGUAAUGUUGGGGACGCUAAUUAUACUUGUGGCAUUUCAAUAAAAAAAAUAAAAAUAAAAUGAUUUUUAAUUGAUGGAA